CUCCACGCUCACCGCGGUUCACACAUUCGCAGCUCGUACGCGGCGUGCGGUCGUCGUCUGGUGUCCGUUACGCGGUUUGGUUUUUUGAACGUUAUUUUUUUUUUUAAAGUUUUUUUUCGUUGUUUUCGUUUUUUUUUAUUAUUUAUUCGUGUUAUUGGUUUUUUUUUUUUACAUUUAUUCUCACGACAUAAACCAACACUGCAGGCGAACGAGCUCGUGUUCGAGAAUCCGUUUUUUCUUUUUUUGGUUUGUGCACAACAACAGUGGUUUUUUUAUCCGUUUAGCGAACGCGUUCAGUUCGGUGUGCUCUCGCCGUGCACUGUUCGAGAAACAAAAUACCCAAAUUACUGUUCUGGGUAAAAGCCAUACCGUCAUCGCCGUGAUCGGUCGUGUGUUGUCUACCGUCGUCGCCGGAGUAUUAAAAACAAUUUCCAUUCGGGGAGGGUACAUAAUUCUAUCAGAACGGCAGCCGUAGCAUCUUUAUCGCCGGAAGGGAAACCGGUGCGACGAUUAAUGAGCACUUCCUGUCAACCAGCAAGAAUAGGAAGGUCGCCGAGAAAAAAGAUACCCUAAUAAUCAGCUCGGGAGUUGAUUACUUUCGGCCGACAUAAUACUAUUUUAUUGGCGAUCGAAAGUAUUUUAGCCUUCCGUAUAGUAUAUUUUUAUUAGUGCGAUAGAAGGAGCCCAAAACGACAAACGGGACUAGAACGGGGAUUUCCAUUAUGAGUGCGAACGAAGACAAAGAUACGUCUCAGCCCAAGACUUCGUUGGGACUUACUACCAUUCAGAACGAACACCUCAAGUCUCUCAGGGAUGAGUCCAAACAUUUGGACGAACGCAAUUUGGACGAGGAGAUGGAACGGGUGUUUGCCGGUGUUUCCAGCGGAGGUCCUACCGGUCGGUUCGACUUGGCGAGAUUUGCCGCCGGACGAUCGCCCAAACCCGAAGACCGGAGACUUAGCGAAGACGACUUUACCGUUCAUCGCAAUAACAGUCGGCCUCACGUUCACAUACCGCUCAAGUCCAUUUCCAAGUCCAAGAGGAAGAAGUCCACGUCGUCACUGCCGUCCAAAGAACCGGAUGCGGACUUGAAAAAAUCCGAGUACCAAAGGGAUGUAACCGAUUCUGAUAGCGCUUUGAGUCCACCAACCACGAGCCAACAAACGUCCAGCAACAGUGGUGAUCCCUCGAAUUGUAUAAUGAUUGGCAACGGUGCUAAUUCUGUGGACAUUGAAUCUGACGGUUCGAGAGUCGAAGACGCUCUUUUGAGCAGUGAAUGCGAUACACCAAUGUACGAACCACCUCAGUUUGGACAUUACUUUCGUCAGGAUUCGACCGACAGACGUGUACAGUUUAAUAUUGAUGAAAAGAACGAGGAAGACGCUAUUAUCGAACACCGAGAACGUGAUACGAAUCUAGUGGAACCACAUCAGAAUGAAGAAGGUGUUAAGAAAAAGAAACGAAAGCACAGACAUCAUCGCCGCCAUCAUAGUCGACAUAAACACAACGAGCGAGAGGUUUUUAUACCUCAAGACGAUUUGCAAAUGGAAGAGAAUUUGGACGAGUUUUUGCAAGACGAUUUGACAAGUCACAGGUAUGAUUGCGGUAAGGAGAAGAGACGGUUUAGCGGUAAAAACAAGGGCUCGUUUUUGGUGCCUUACGCCGGCGACAUUGAUGGGACUCUGAUCGCCGGGUUACCAAUCAGGGUGAUCAAGAAAUACAUCGACCACAGUCCGCACGCGGUGUUUGUACAAUUGGACGAGCUGAAAGGCAAAGAAGAAGACCGCGAGUGGAAAGAAACAGCCCGGUGGAUCAAGUACGAAGAGGACGUGGAAGAAGGCACCGACAGGUGGGGACGUCCUCACGUGGCUUCAUUGAGUUUCCACUCGCUGUUGAACGUCCGCAGGUCGCUGGAGUCGGGCGUCAUACUGCUGGACUUGGAGGAGAAAGACCUGCCCGGCAUCAUAUACCGGGUGGUUGAACAGAUGACAGUCGAAGAACUUAUCAACUCCGAAGACAAAGCGGCCGUCAUGCGGCUGUUGUUGCUCAGACACAGGCACGUCCAACAGGACUACGAGAAGUUCAGUAGGUUUAUCAGGCGAAACACGUCCAGCUACACUAGUCUCACGAAUCUCAACGACGACGGUAAAUCGAGAUUGAAGAGCACGAUGUCCACCCACGAAAUGCACUCCAGCCCCAAGAUCAGUUUCAACAGCAACAACAACAACAUCAACAACAACAACCACCACCACCACCACCACCAUCAACAGCAGCAGCAGAACCGGCCGCUGACGGACUUGCAGAAAAACCAUACUUCGAUCGACAUGAAAGAGGAGACGUACUCGUCGUCGGUGGAAGACAUGGUGAAGAAAGCGCAAAAGGAGAGCAUCCUGAAGCGCAUACCAUUCGGCGCCGAGGCCACGACGGUGCUGGUCGGGUCCGUGGAUUACCUGAAGAAGAGAACGGCGGCGUUUGUGCGACUAGCCGAGGGCGUCAUGAUACCGUCGCUGACCGAGGUGACCAUCCCGGUGCGGUUCAUGUUCAUACUGUUGGGGCCACCCGACCCCGACAUAGACUACCACGAAGUCGGACGGUCCAUGUCCACCCUGAUGUCGAACUCGGAAUUCCACUGUAAAGCGUACAAAGCCACCGAGCGCAAAGAACUGAUCAGUUUGCUUAACGAGUUUCUCGACAGCAGUAUUGUGUUGCCGCCUUGCGAUUGGGAACGCGAAGAGCUGUUGUCGCUAAGAGAGCUCAAGGAGAAAAGCGAACAGAUCAAAAGACGGAAGACUCGCGCUUCUUCGCAAAAAUCCGUGGCGACAGUUACGAUGGUUAGUCAAAAACAUGUCGGCGACAAGGACGAUCCGUUGAGACGUACGAAGAAGCCAUGGGGCGGUCUAGUCAAAGACAUUAAGCGCAGGCUGCCUUUUUACGCGUCAGACUUCACUCAAGGGCUCAACUUACAAUGUAUAGCCGCUGCCAUUUUCAUAUAUUUUGCCGCCUUGUCUGCGGCCAUCACGUUUGGAGGACUUAUGGCGGAUAAAACCAAAAAUAUGAUCGGAAUAUCAGAAACUCUGAUUGCGACGUCGGUGGCCGGCGUUUUGUUCUCGCUGUUUUCUGGUCAGCCCCUGUUGAUUAUCGGAACGACCGGACCACUAUUGCUAUUCGACGAAGCCCUGUUCAACUUUUGUCGAGCCAACGAAAUAGAUUUUUUGGCUAUGAGGGUAUACAUUGGCGUUUGGUUGACGGUGAUUGCUCUCCUGGUGAGCUGCGUUGAAGGCAGUGUCUUGGUAAAGGUGUUCACUCGGUUCACUGAAGAAAUAUUCUCUUCGCUCAUAUCGUUGAUCUAUAUUUGGGAGAGUCUGUCAAAGUGUUUGAAAGUGUUUACCAAACAUCCGUUGUUACCUCUGAAUGAGUAUUGUAUCGAAGACAACAUAUCGCGGUUUGAAAACGUCAUGUUUUAUGGGAACUCUACUUUCAACGACACAGUGGCUACCAACGAUACGCAAGCGUUUCGAAAAGUGGAACGAUCUUUGCCAAUCAAUCAACCCAACACGGCUCUGUUGUGCACCAUAUUGGCUCUCGGCACUUUCUUCAUUGCCUAUUAUCUCCGACAUUUCAGAAACAGCAAAUUCCUCGGCAGAAACAUCCGCAGAGCGUUGGGCGAUUUCGGUGUGCCCAUCGCCAUCGUAUCAAUGGUAGCAGCAGAUUACUUCAAUCCGGCAACGUACACGGAGAAACUCAAAGUGCCCGAAGGUCUUACGCCGUCUGAUCCAUCUAUCCGAGGUUGGAUCAUACCCCCUAAUGGACUUCACGGAAACAUGGACCCUUGGGUGCCUUUUAUUGCCGCCGUACCAGCAGUGUUGGUUUACAUUCUCGUCUACAUGGAAACCCAUAUCAGCGAGUUGAUCAUUAACAAGAAAGAACGUAAACUACAAAAAGGCAGCGGCUUCCAUUUGGACAUAGUGCUGGUAAAUUUUAUUAACUUGCUGUGCGGCUUCAUCGGAGCGCCCUGGAUGAGUGCAGCGACAGUAAGAUCCGUAGCUCACGUUUCUUCUGUGACGGUUAUGAGCCGAACCCAUGCUCCCGGACAGAAACCACAUAUAAUCGAAGUCAAAGAACAACGAGUCAGUUCUUUGGUGGUGUCCAUAAUGGUCGGUGGUUCGGUUAUAAUGGCGCCUCUACUGCGAUUAAUACCGAUGGCUGUGCUUUUCGGUGUCUUCUUGUACAUGGGCAUAUCGUCCAUUGACGGUAUUCAGUUUUUCGAACGUUUAAAGCUAAUAUUUAUGCCGGUCAAACAUCAUUCGGAAGCUGCCUACGUUCGACAAGUGCCAACGUAUAAAAUGCAUUUGUUCACGGCGAUUCAAAUAGUUUGCUUGUGUAUUUUGUGGGCUGUCAAAUCGUCGUCGUUUUCUUUGUUAUUUCCGUUUUUCUUGAUCAUGAUGAUUCCCGUCCGAUCUCAGUUGUGUGACAAAUUGUUCACGGCAAAAGAAUUACGAGCGUUGGACAGCAACGAGCCGGUCGAUAAGGUUGACGAUGAAGACGAACCAGACUUUUAUGCCGAAUCCCGACUACCAGGCUGAGAAAAUUUCGACAAGUGCAGUCGACAAAAUGUUUUCGGACGUUUAUAUGGUUUAUUUAAAAAUCGUGUGAAAAAAAAACUGGUUGUGCCCAUAAAAUUUGUCUCUAUGCAAAUUUACAGUAAACAAUCAUGUUGUAUACAAAUAUUAUUAUAACUACUAAGGUUAGUUUUUAGAUUGAUUCGUACGAUAUUAUUUUACUUAUUGUACUAUCAUUGUUACCAAUGACAAACAAGUCAUGUUGCUUACAUGGUACUUACUUUAAGCACUAUCAAAAUGUUUCAAAAGAAUUUGCACACAACCAUUGAGCAUUAGAAACUUGAUUAGCUCUUGUUUUCUCUGACUAAAUUAUAAAUGUUUCGAGUAUUGAGUAAAACUUUGCUCAAAUAUUAAUAAAUAUUGCUCAUUUUGUUUUGACAAAAUUGAUACUAAACAUUCCAACAUUUCAAAUAGGUUAGUUGUAAAUUGUUCGCAAAAAAAAAAAAUAAUUAACCUAUUUUAGUAAGAAGACUGUUUAUUGUUAAAUUGCUUUUUUGCUGUUAUGUGAUUUUUUUUCAACUUGUUUAAAUUUAUUCAUUAAAAAAAAAAAAAAUGUUAGUUUAUAGAUCUGACAUUAUGCACGUAAUUAUUUUAUAAGUAUUAAAUCUGUGUUUAAAAGGGCCGACACUAUUACUGUCGGGAUAACGAACCCAUUUAUUUUUAUUAUUUACCGAUAAUUGUAUUCAAUUGUUGUCGUUGUAAUAUAACUCUGACGAAUUUUUAAAGUUGUGAAACGCAGCCAGGAAAGUUGGAAUGUAUGAAUAAGAGGAAAGUCUGCAUAAAUUAGUGACCACUUCAAUUAUUUAUUGUCUUACACUAAUAUCGUACCAAGCGAUGGACUUUUAAUCGUAAUUAAAAUCUUCCCAUUUGGUGUGAAAUUAGUUAAAUUGCAAUUUUUUUCUUCUUAUAUUAGUGUUACUUAUUUUUUUUUUUUUUUGUAACUUGAAGCAAUCGUAGGAUUUUUAUAAACUGGUUCAAUACAUGCCUACAUGAUUUCAAGGGUUUUCCAGUGUCUUUUUUUCUAAAUAAAAUUAAGUGACCUAAUUACAAUAUAUUUUGUGAUGUGGUUGUGUUAAAAAAAAUACAUAUAUAUUGUCAAUGCGACCUCUUUGGAAGAUUUAGUCGCUUUUAUUUUUCAAGCAUUGAGAAUCGACCUCGAUGGAUAUUUCUUAUCGAUUUAUUAACCAAAUAAUAAUUAUUUAGUACCCCUAAUAGUCUUGGUCGAUUCGUUAAACUUUUUGUCGCUCGCAAUUUAAUGUUGCGUGAAAAAAAAAAUGUACGGAAAUCUAAUCUGUGAAAUUAUAUUUUUACCUAAAGUUGUAUUUAAUAAUAUUCUAAAAUACAUAAUUCAAUUUUCACUUGUGCACAAGAUGUUGUAAAAUUUAAUUUCAAUCGCACUAUGUUUAGAUGUAUUUUACUUAAUAGUAUUGGUGUAUUUUUUGUGCACUAUAUAAUUGUUAAUAAAUUAUUUUUAAGGGACGUUUAAACAAAAAAAACCUGUUAGGAUACCGUCUCGGUAUUAUUGUUAUUGUUUUUCAUACUUUGUUCGUACUUAUUGACGUUUGAUUGAAAAUCUAUUAUUAAGUAAGAUAUUUUCCACUGUGAUGUCGCAUAAAUUAUUUUCAUGUUACCCAACCGUUUUUGAUUUGAUUGAUAAUAUUUUAUUGAAAAAACGUGUCUUUUUGAUAUAAUUAAGCAAUUUAAUUGUUUCUAAAUUUACUUACUAAUAUCGUUGUUAUUUUCCAGGUAUAUAUAUAUAUAU
Messenger RNA from Adelges cooleyi (spruce gall adelgid), 6381 nucleotides. Its product is annotated as anion exchange protein 2-like. The transcript has 23 exons. The record is from RefSeq and is a predicted model, not a curated record. Gene Ontology annotation, biological process: regulation of intracellular pH; transmembrane transport; monoatomic anion transport. Gene Ontology annotation, molecular function: monoatomic anion transmembrane transporter activity; solute:inorganic anion antiporter activity. Bases 723 to 4583 code for a protein of 1286 amino acids. Gene Ontology annotation, cellular component: plasma membrane. NCBI's taxonomy places the organism in Eukaryota, Metazoa, Arthropoda, Insecta, Hemiptera, Adelgidae.